Molecule: messenger RNA, 729 nt
Organism: Pelagomonas calceolata
Lineage: Eukaryota; Pelagophyceae; Pelagomonadales; Pelagomonadaceae
Source: the annotation of a GenBank genome assembly
AUGCGUCGACGUAGCUACCUCGUGGCGUGCCUCAUCAUACACGCGAGCGCGCGCGCCCCGAAGUUCGAGCCCUACGCCAACAACCACGGCUCGGCCGCCGCGGCGGCGGGCGCCGACUUCGUCUACCUCGCGAGCGACGCGCAGCACGUCGCCGGCAUGACGAUCGCGUCGUGCCAGGCGCGCCAGCGCGGCCUCACGCCGCGGACGCGGCUCGCGGCGGGCGGCUGCCGCGCGGACUGCGACGCGCUCGCGCGCGAUUUGGUGGUGGAGGCCGCGCGCUACGAGUUCGCGGCGCGGCGGGAGCCGGAUUGCCGGGUCCUGGCCCAGGCCCUCGCGCGCCUCCUGCACGGGCGGCGGCGCUUCCCGUACUUCGCGCAGCCCGUGCUCGCGGGCCUCGACCGGGACGGCGUCGGGCGGUGCUUCGCCUUCGACAGCGUGGGCUCGGCGUCGGAGGCGUGCGUCGUCGCGGCCGGCGCGGCGCAGCGGCUGCUCCUGCCCGUCCUCGACGCGCGGGCGCCGGCGCGCGCGCCGGAGGACGGCGCCGCGUACCCGCGCUUCGCCUCGGCGGACGACGCGCGGGCCGCGCUCGUCGCCGCGUUCCGCGCGGCCGCGCGCCGCGACGCGACCGUCGGCGGGGUCCUGGACCUGACGCUCGUGACGCGCGACGGCGCCGUCGGGGAGCGCGUGGCGCUGCUCGGCGACGACCUGGCCGCCGCCGCGCCAUCGUAA